UUUGAAAUGGAGGGUAUCAACGUCCAAGAUGAGCCUUUUAAUACCAGUAUGUCAAGCCCAUCCUCAAAUGUUUUGGAGUUUGGUUGCCAUGGAGUUGGUGAUUCCCAAGUCAAUUAUCCAAUUUCAAUGGCAGUCACAGAUGAGAUUGCUAGUCGAUGCUUCCACAAUAUCUCCAUAUUAGAUCCUCAGUAUUAAGCGUAUAUUACUUCGGAUAUAGUGUUUCGGAUUCACUCAAUGAUCAAAAUGGUAUCUUAAUUCACAAGAUGAUAAUAUAUUAAUUAUAUUUCCUGUAUAUCUCUCAAAAGUCUUCUUAGUCGUCCAUGGGACCCGCUUUAAAAAUCAUACAGAGCUCUCCUUUUUCUUCUUCAAAAUUCUGAUUCACUGUGAGAUAUAGAUUUCUGCUUUCCCUUCUUCCCGAAAGUGGAUUCAAGGUUGCAGACUCCCACAGUUGACUUACAGUUCUUCCCCGAAUCUGCCUUCGUUUCCAUCUUUUUCUUCUAUCAUACUGAUGCUUACUAGUUUUCUUUUUAUUUUUUCUUCAUUGAUUUGCUAUGCGCCUCUCUUUCCUGGUCGUCUUCUUCAUCUACACUGCAAGGUCAUCUCCUUUGUUUGGUAGCUGGGAAAAGAAGUAAUCGCAGGUUGAUAGGAAAAGGAUAUAAUGUCUGUGUUUCUAGAAAUCCUGAAAUGUAUUCUUUGUUGUGAAGAAGAUCAGCAUCAUGGUGACAAUGAUGAUUGGAGAGAUCCUCCCAGGGCGUCUCGCUUUUUUGGGACUUUUGCAGGGAAUAGCUUUGCUUCUAGAUACCAUUUGUUGCAAUCUGAGUCAAUGUCAAGGACACAAAGUUAUCAUUCUACUAACACAAUUUCAUCUCCUCUCCUUACAAGUAGCAAGGCAAGACCCGCCGCAUCUCCAGGUCGAUUAGUUCAGAGCAGGUCAGUUUUAGGUCCAAGCACGACUAGUUCCCCCUCACGUCUUAACACAGUGGAAAGAACUAAUGAAGUGCGUCAGAGCUCAACAACUUCUAGUUCAUAUACCACGUACUCACCUCGGUCGUCUAUGCCACCUAAUUCUUCAUCACAGACUCCAUCCUCUUCUUUGCCAUAUGUUAAACCCACAAAGUCUUUUUUGAACCCAUCAGCACCAUCUCAUUCUGAGCUCCCUUCUCCUUCAACUAAGCCCCUUCCGUCGUUGAAACCAACUCUAUCUCGUGCUUCAUCUAAAUCAAGUAACAAGGAUAGCUACAUUUUGGUUGGAGCAUCGCCAACUUACAUGAUUCCUAAGAAUAUAAUAGACUUGAUUAAGAAGGAUAUUGUGCCUGGAGUUCUGGAACAUCCAUUGUCUCCAUCAACAUACAGUGAUUAUUUUUCUGCUCUGCUAUAUGCUGAAGACUACUACAUUGAGAAAUGGUGCAAAUUCCAGUUGGAGAAUGUGAAAUUGAAGUUAGAAGUAGUAUCAGUCUAUAAGAGGUCAGGCAAGAACCGACAAACAUCUGAAAAUAAGGAAAAGGAGAAAAAGAUAUUUGUAGCGUUUGAGGUUGAUUCAGUCCCUGAAAGGCGACCAUUUCUCUUAUCGAGGGAUUUUGUCUUUGCACAACCUUCAGGCAGGAAACUUGAGCCAUUUAGGGGUUUGGUACAUCGUGUCGUGAGGAGCACAACAGUAUUAGUUGAAUUUGGAGAUGAUUUUCAUUCUCAGCACCAUCCAACAUGCAAGUAUGACAUUAGCUUCUCUUUCAACAGAGUCUGUCUAAAGAGGGCUCAUCAGGCCAUUGCAGCUGCAUCAGAUCCUUCAUUUCAGAGCUUCAUUUUCCCCGAUAGUGUUUCCCAUAAGCGUAUAGCUAGUUCUGCUCCGUACAUUCUAUGCAACUAUAAACUUGAUCUUGAUCAGAAGUCCACAGUUCAUCAGAUUUUGGACUUCCAGGGUUCACCACCUUAUCUUGUAGAGGGUCCACUGUGUGUAACAGAUUCAAAGCUUUCACAAACAGGAAUUGUUGUUCAAGAGGUGAUAUUUCAACUUUACAAACAGAAUCCCAAGCAUCAUAUACUUGUAUGUGCGCCUAUAAAUAACACUUGUGAUGAACUAAUGAGUAGCUUGAAGAAGAAAAUCCCUGAGUCAGACAUGUUUCGAGCCAAUGCUGCAUUCAGAGAGAUCGAUGGGGUACCUCUGGACAUCCUGCCCUCGUGUCUUUACAAAGGGGAAUGUUUUACUUGUCCUUCCAUCCAGGAAUUCCGGAAGUACCGGAUAAUAUUUUCAACAUUUGUGAGUAGCUUUCGGCUACAUCACGAAGGAAUUACUGCUGGGCAUUUCAGUCAUAUCUUCUUGGUGGAUGCCUCAUCAGCUACUGAGCCAGAGGUGAUGGUGGCCUUGGCUAAUUUGGCCACAGAAAGAACUGCUGUCAUAGUUACUGGUGCACCUGGGAAUUGUUCAAAAUGGGUCCGCUCUGAAAUUGCACGAAGAAAUGGAUUGAAAGAAUCAUAUUUCGAAAGACUAUGUGCAAGCUACCCCUACAGGACUCGCAAUUCGAGCUUCAUUUCUCGACUGGUAAACAGUAGGGACAAUCCUUCUCCUUAAUAUCUAUGAAUUGCUCUGUUGUCUCAUGAAGGGCAACCAGCUGCGACAUUCAAACUAUGUUAUUUGCUGGCUGCAUGUAUAUUUUGCCUUCUAUUCUCUUCUUUUUGUACCUCACUAGUUAUGCUUGUGGACUAUAAAAUUAAAGGUAAUGUUGUUUGUGUGGCAGACUUCUUUCCGGGAUGGCUAGUCUAAAUAAGAGCGCAAAAUUCCUUUAUGAUA
This is a messenger RNA of Carica papaya (papaya), 2785 nucleotides long. RefSeq names its product putative RNA helicase SDE3. Gene Ontology annotation, molecular function: miRNA binding. NCBI's taxonomy places the organism in Eukaryota, Viridiplantae, Streptophyta, Magnoliopsida, Brassicales, Caricaceae. The record is from RefSeq and is a predicted model, not a curated record.